CCAAUAAAUCCUCCUGUCCAAACGUAUCCCAACAGUUAUGGUCAAACUUAUUCUAUUGAUGCAAAUGGACACCAAUAUCAAAUGCCACCGAAUUCCGUUGCAGCUCAAAAUAUUUCUGCUAACUAUGCUAAUGAUCCCGAAAUAAUUCAAAGUCAUGCUAAAUCAUCUAACGUUCCAGGAUUAAUGCAAAAUUAUCAGUAUUCUCUUCAGAGUCAUCCAGGUACUAUGCAGUAUUCUUCAUACUCUCAAAAUUAUACGGGUACUUGGGAUGGGCAACAAGUUCAUACUUCGUCAAGUGAUUCAUAUCAAGGGCAUCCGGGAUAUUCGUUUAAUCCAACUGUCGGUGGAUAUGAGUACAGUUCUGGUUAUCAAGAUUCACGAAAUAAUCUUCAAGCUAACAUUUCCCAUGCGAAUUCUCAGACUAAUGAUCAGUCGAAUUCGCACUACACAAAUGCUAAUAACGAAUCUGCGACAAACCUCACAACAUCGUCGAACUAUUCUAAUGGAUCUUUUCAACCAGAAGUUGGUUCUACAACACUAAAUAACCAGCCAAACACUAGUUACGUUCAAACUUAUACUCAAUCAUCGAACAACAAAACCACAACAACAAAUUCGGAAAUUAAAAAGUCAGAUAAUCCAAUAGCACCCAAGUCCAACUUGGAUUUACUUGCAGAUUUAGAUAUUACAAUAAACCAUGCGCCAUUGGUACCAGAAGUUCAUUCGAUGGACAAAGAACCGAAAGCUGAUACUAGCUCUCCGAUACCUAACAUUGAUAAGGCGGUUGAAACGAAAGAAGAUGUAAUGAGUUUAUCGCAAAUUGAUGACAAACUUGAAAACCUUCAAAUUGUCUGGGACACUUGGUAUAAUGACGUUCAACCAAAAAAAGAUCCACUAGGUGACUCAAUUAUUCUACAAAAGUUUAUUAAAGAUACUGAAAAGUAUGAGAAAUUUGUGGAUAGUCUUACGGUAAAAACUUUGAGUGGCUCAACAAAUCUUGAUAUUAAAUGGAAAGAAGUUCAGGAUUUUGAAGAACGUGAGCUAAAAAAACAAUCGACUACCGUAGCUCAGGCUAACUCGACAGAAAAUAGAACUAGCGAAUGGAUACCGUAUGACUCGACGAGAGUAAUAUUAACAACAGGAGAUCGCUCAUCAGAUUAUAUUAAUGCUUCUCAUGUAAAAGACUUGACUCAAUGGACACCAAAAUUUAUUGUGGCUCAAGCGCCUUUGCCCCAAAAUUUUGAAGCAUUUUGGACCAUGAUUUGGGAACAAGGCAGUGAAGUAAUUGCUUGUUUAUGUUCUGAUACUCAGCUUAAUGAUAUUUACUGGCCUACAAACAAAGAAAAAAGUUUAACUAUCGGCAGUUUUACAUUAUCGUUGAAAAAUUCAACAAAUCAUACAACACACGUCCAAAGAGUUAUUGGAAUAGUUCAUUCAGAACAUAAAAUCGAAAGAGUUGUUGUUCACAUGCAAUAUCCAACGUGGCCCGCUACAGGCUUACCAAGCAGUCCCAGACCUUUGUUAUCAUUUGCUACAGAUAUUAUGUCUGAACAAGCACUAAGACACUGUCCGAAGCCAAUAGUCGUUCAUUGUCUUGUUGGUGGACCUCUCAGUGGCCUCUUUCUUCUUGCAGCCGCGACUGUAUGUCAUGUACGUGCCGGUCACGGUGUCGUUGAUGUGCCUCUUGUUUUUUCGACUCUCAUCAAGUACCGCAGGUGCCUGAUUAGUAAAGAAUUUCUUCUAUUUGGCUAUCGGAUGGUCCUCUAUCACGCUCAGGAUACACUCAUGAAACGUGGAAUUUUGUCCUUAACAAAAUCAACUUUUGAUGGAUUUGAUAAUGGAAAAGGUAACAAAGGAAGACUGGUUAAAAAAAAUCAACAUGCUCAUCCUUCUGACGAUUUCCUUCAUAAUUUAGGAGUUGGCAUGCAACAUGGACUUGGACGACAGCAAGUGAAAGAUAACAAGACUGGUCAAUCGCCGGGUCAACUAACCGUAGAUCCUGAGGAAAAGACUGAUAGAGCUCAACCUGUAGACCCAUUGAGCCAGUUGGAUCCUCUAUGGUCAAUUCGAAGAUAAUUUUAAAAAUUCAAGUUGCAGAGUAAAAAGUUUUUACUACAAUUAUAAUACACACAUUUUUAUUAAUGAUUUUAUAAUGAAGCAUCUUAAGUUUGAUUAGUAGGCUUUGAAAAAAAAUUAUCACCGAAGAACGGUGUUCAAUCUAUUGUUAUUUGUACUCAUGCUCGUGAUAAAUAUUUGUACAGAUACUGAAUUAGUUACAUAUUUUAAGGAACAUUAUUAUAUUAACAUGAAAUGUUAAUUUCUUAAUUGAAUUAUAUACCUGUGUAAAAAAAAUGCAAUGCU
This is a messenger RNA of Cotesia glomerata, 2358 nucleotides long. RefSeq names its product tyrosine-protein phosphatase non-receptor type 11-like. The record is from RefSeq and is a predicted model, not a curated record. Gene Ontology annotation, molecular function: protein tyrosine phosphatase activity. Gene Ontology annotation, biological process: protein dephosphorylation. Bases 82 to 2073 code for a protein of 663 amino acids. The transcript is spliced from 4 exons. Lineage: Eukaryota; Metazoa; Arthropoda; Insecta; Hymenoptera; Braconidae.